UUUCGGACAGCGCAAAGAAAGGGAGAGAGAGACAGAGGAAGUCCGCCGUAGCGCACACAGCCCGUCCUCCUCCUCCUCCUCUUCCCCCCAUCCCCAUCCUCUCUUCCCCUCUUUGGCGUUGCUCCGACAAUCCGAUCUUUCCUCCCCCUUCCCGAUUCCCGAGGAAACCCUAACCGCUUAUCAACCGCCGCCACCGCCACCGCCACCGCGCCGUCGCCGUCGUUGGAGAUCCCAGCUCGAUCGGGCACGAGGGACUAGGGUUCGAUCACCGAAGAGGAAUUCCUGGAACUUAAUGUGGGCGUGACGUGCAUGGGGAGAGGAUGCCAGAGUUGCGCAGUGGAGCACGGCAAGGUCGUCUGAGAUCAAAGAAACUCGAAGAUAUUCCAGUGCCACCUCAACCCUUUGGUCAAGCAGAAAAUCCCAUAUUGCCUGCACCAAACAGAAGGCGUGGUGGUGCAGGGAGAGGGAGAGGCUCAAAGGCCGCAGCAGUAGCUAAAGGUCCUUCAGUAGCACCAGCUAGGCCGACAUUUGGUGGUAGAGGAAGAGGCAUUGCUCUGAUUGACUUGGACCCCGAUCAACCUUGCGAGAUACUUCCCAGAGCUGCUGCAGGUGGAGCUGUUGCUGGUGGUGCCCAAGACUUCAUUCUGAACCAAGCAGCUGAGGGAGUUGCUGUCAAGGCAAUGGAUGGUGCAAGUGCUGAAAAGGUUUUGGGAGCUGAGGAUGAAUCUACUACAGCUCCUGUCCCUGAGCGGGUUCAAGUAGGUAACUCGCCUGUAUAUAAGAUAGAGAGGAAAUUGGGAAAAGGUGGUUUUGGUCAGGUCUAUGUUGGCCGAAGACUAUCGGGUGGAAGCGAGCGAACAGGUCCAGAUGCUUUUGAGGUGGCUCUUAAAUUUGAACAUCGAAAUAGCAAGGGUUGCAACUAUGGCCCACCAUAUGAGUGGCAAGUUUACAACACUCUUAAUGGAUGUUAUGGAAUUCCAUGGGUUCACUACAAGGGCCGUCAGGGAGAUUACUACAUUCUGGUUAUGGAUAUGCUUGGUCCUAGUCUUUGGGAUGUGUGGAAUUCUGUUGGCCAAACGAUGCCUCCAAAUAUGGCUGCAUGUAUUGCUGUAGAGGCUGUAUCGAUUCUCGAGAAGCUUCAUGCGAAAGGGUUUGUGCAUGGUGAUGUUAAGCCAGAAAACUUUUUACUGGGACAGCCUGGAACUGCUGAUGAGAAGAAACUUUUCCUUAUUGAUCUUGGUUUGGCCUCUAAAUGGAAAGAAGCGUCAUCUGGCCAACAUGUUGAAUAUGAUCAAAGACCAGAUAUAUUUAGGGGAACAAUUAGAUAUGCAAGUGUACAUGCUCAUCUAGGUCGCACUGGUAGUCGGAGGGAUGAUCUGGAAUCAUUAGCCUACACUUUGAUAUUCCUCAUUAGAGGAAGGUUACCCUGGCAAGGUUAUCAGGGAGAUAACAAGAGUUUUCUUGUUUGUAAGAAGAAAAUGGCUACUUCCCCUGAUAUAUUAUGCUGUUACUGUCCUCCUCCAUUCAAACAAUUUCUCGAGAUUGUGACAAAUAUGAAAUUUGAUGAAGAACCAAAUUAUUCCAAGCUUAUUUCUCUUUUUGACAGUUUGAUUGAACCAUGCACUUCUCUGAGACCUAUCAGGAUUGAUGGGGCUCUAAAGGUGGGGCAGAAACGUGGUAGAUUGCUUGUAAACCUUGAAGAGGACGAGCAGCCCAAGAAGAAAGUUCGAUUGGGAAGCCCAGCAACUCAGUGGAUUUCAGUUUAUAAUGCUAGGAGACCCAUGAAACAGAGAUAUCACUACAAUGUAGCGGAUAUAAGACUUCAACAACAUAUAGAAAAGGGAAUGGAAGAUGGUUUAUAUAUCAGUUGUGUGGCAUCUUCAGCAAAUCUCUGGGCCCUGAUUAUGGAUGCAGGAACAGGAUUCUGUUCCCAGGUUUAUGAAUUAUCACCAAUCUUCUUGCAUAAGGAUUGGAUUAUGGAGCAGUGGGAGAAAAAUUACUACAUUAGCGCAAUAGCUGGUACAACAAAUGGGAGUUCAUUAGUUGUAAUGUCUAAAGGAACUCCUUAUACGCAACAAUCCUAUAAAGUUAGCGAAUCAUUUCCUUUUAAGUGGAUCAAUAAAAAGUGGAAAGAAGGGUUUCAUGUUACAUCCAUGACCACUGCUGGCGGCCGCUGGGGGGUAGUCAUGUCAAGGAACUCUGGCUAUUCUGAUCAGGUUGUAGAGUUAGAUUUUCUUUAUCCAAGUGAAGGGAUCCACCGAAGAUGGGAGAGUGGUUACAGAAUAACUUCGACUGCAGCUACUCCUGAUCAAGCUGCUUUUAUUUUGAGCAUACCAAAAAGAAAAUUGAUGGAUGAGACACAGGAAACUCUUCGAACUUCUGCAUUCCCUAGCAACCAUGUAAAGGAAAAAUGGGCGAAGAAUCUUUACAUCGCCUCGAUCUGCUAUGGUCGGACAGUGUGCUGAUACUUGCACUGACUACAUAUCUGGGAGGGAGCCAAAUCGUCCAAGACAUUCAAAUCGUGGAUAUGCAUCAUAUAAUGAAGUCUGGUUGCAGUUUUCCUUCCCAUGAGUUGUACGCCCGAUGAAACAGGGCCUUAUCUGGGUAAAUCCAGACCCUGUAAGAUAUUGUGUACUGAUCACAAGAUCCAUAUACCCUACACGUUUUGCUGCACUAUCUUUUUUUGGCAAUUCAUAGCAAAGAUCUGGCUCAGUGUUUGUACUUCUUUUUCUCAUGCA
Messenger RNA from Musa acuminata subsp. malaccensis (wild Malaysian banana), 2738 nucleotides. Its product is annotated as casein kinase 1-like protein HD16. NCBI's taxonomy places the organism in Eukaryota, Viridiplantae, Streptophyta, Magnoliopsida, Zingiberales, Musaceae. Gene Ontology annotation, biological process: peptidyl-serine phosphorylation; signal transduction; endocytosis. The record is from RefSeq and is a predicted model, not a curated record. Gene Ontology annotation, cellular component: cytoplasm; nucleus. Gene Ontology annotation, molecular function: ATP binding; protein serine/threonine kinase activity.